AUGAUUUAUGAUUUCCAAGAACCUUCGGCUUCUGCUUCUCUCCUUGAGCUUCUGUUUGUUGUACGGUUUUGUAAAGCGAAAUUAAAAUACAGUGGCGUUUCUUGUUGAGCUUUCCUACUUUGUACGGACACUCGUCACUGCAACUCGUAAUAUGUGACAUUGGGAAAGAGCACUCAGCACUAGAAACCAAACCACUACACCCCAGAAACGAUGAAAAAAUCCGAGAAGAAUGUGACAAGAAUCACUGACCGGUCGUAGGGAGAAGCG
Messenger RNA from Amoebophrya sp. A120, 267 nucleotides. NCBI's taxonomy places the organism in Eukaryota, Dinophyceae, Syndiniales, Amoebophryaceae. The record is from the annotation of a GenBank genome assembly.